This is a messenger RNA of Octodon degus (degu), 2404 nucleotides long. RefSeq names its product interferon alpha and beta receptor subunit 1 (gene Ifnar1). Lineage: Eukaryota; Metazoa; Chordata; Mammalia; Rodentia; Octodontidae. The record is from RefSeq and is a predicted model, not a curated record. Gene Ontology annotation, molecular function: protein binding. The transcript has 11 exons. The coding region runs from base 161 to 1936 and encodes 591 amino acids.
UCCGGGAACUGGAGUGCGGGCUGGCCCCGGGCUGUCCGAGUCCCGUAGGGAGUGGGCGGGUCAGCCUGUCGGAGGCCUCCACUGCGGCCACGGCUUGAGGUUCUUCGGCGGCCGGCCGCACUCGCGCCCGAAGAUGUGAGUGGUGGCUGCCUCCGGGAGGAUGCUCGCUUUGCUGGGAGCCACGGCCCUGGUGCUGGUGACCGGGGCGUUGUGGGGGUCACCCGCCGCCGCAGAUGGAAAAAGUCUAAAACCUCCUCAGGAUGUAGAGGUCUCCAUCAUAGAUGAUGACUUUACCUUGAAGUGGACCUGGAGCCGUGAGUCCAACAGGACUGUGACUUUUUCAGCAGAUUAUAUAGCAUCAGAAAUGGAUAAUUGGAUAAAAUUGCCUGGAUGUCAACAUAUCACAGGUUCAAAAUGCAACUUCUUUCUACAUGAGGUAAAUUUUUAUGAAGAAAUUAAAUUGCGUGUAAGAGCAGAAGAAGAAAAUAGCACUUCUUUGUGGUAUUAUGUCAACUCGUUUAUACCAUUUCAGAAAGCUCGUCUUGGUCCUCCAGAAGUACAUUUAGAAGCUGAAGAUACAGCAAUAACAAUAUACCUCUUUCGUCCUGGAAAAAAAGAUAAUGCUUCCAUAUGGGAUAUGGCUGCUGUAAGCUUUACAUUCAGCUUAGAAUUCUGGAAAAACUCAUCACAUGUAGAAGAACUGGAACAGAUUGAAACUGAGCAUUACACACAAAAAAUUUAUAACCUCUCGCCAGAGACGACUUACUGUGUAAAAGCUAAAGCAAAACUACCUUGGGACAGGAAAGUUGGUGUUUAUAGUCCGGUGUAUUGUAUAAAUACCACAGUUGAACAUAAGCUACCUCCACCAGAAAAUGUAAAAUUUCGUGCUCAGAAUCAGAGCUAUGUUCUGAAAUGGGAUUAUGAAGACAUAAAUGUGACCUUUCGAGCUCAGUGGCUCCAUGCCUUUUCAAAAGUGAGUCCUGGGGACAAUUCAAAUAAAUGGAAACAAAUACCUAACUGUGAAAAUGUCAGAACUACAUAUUGUAUAUUUCCUCAAAAUGUUUUCCAAAAAGAAAAAUACUUUUUCCGCAUACAAGCAUAUGAUGGAAACAACACAUCUUUUUGGUCUGAAGAGAAAGCAAUUAAUACUGAAAUGUACUCUACCAUACCUCCUCCAGUCAUUUCCAUGAAAUCCACUAGUAAUUCGCUGCGUGUGUUUGUCAAAAUGCCCAGGAACCAGUUUUACCCAUUCAUUUAUGAAAUUAUUUUGUGGGAAAACACUUCAAGUACUAAGAGAAAAAUAGUAAGAGAAAAAUCUGAUAUUACUAUCUCUGACAUGCAACCACUGAUGCUAUAUUGCGUCAAAGCCAGAGUGCACCUUCUGCAGGACAAGUGGAACAAAACCAGUGCUUUCAGUGCUGUGGUGUGUGAGAAAACAAAGCCAGGGACUUCUUCUACCAUGUGGGUAACACUUGGAAUUUGUGUCCUACUAGUAAUAAUAGUAAUCAUUUGUGUUAAAAGAUGUCUCAGCUAUGUGUUUUUUCCGGCACUUAAAACUCCUGGCAGUAUUGAGUAUUUCUCUGAACAAUCACUUGGAAAUCUUCUACUUCCCACUUCUGAGGAACAAACUGAAAAAUGUUUCAUAAUUGAAAAUACACAAAGGGUUAUCAUAGCAGAGGAGACUGAGGAAACUGAUGAAGACUGCAAGUACAAUACCCAGACUAGUCAAGAUUCAGGAAACUAUUCUAAUGGAGAGGAAAGUCUGGAAAGUCAAAUAAGUGAAGUACUUUUGCAACUGAAAGUCCUGUCUGUGGGAAGGACCUCCCAAGAUCUCAGUUGCCCUGGGGAGAUUGCCCUAGGCCUGAGCUGUCAAGGACUAUGCCAAGGCUAUUCUCUUGUAGAGGAAGGAAGACCAGCUGCAGGUCACAGAUCCUGAUGGUACAGGUAAGCACCAGUCUCACAGUGUAGUCAGAGGGAUCUGGAACAAAGUGUUUCACCUUCUCAUCAGUGGGCUAUCUCUGACGAGUCAACUCUGAGCACGGCCACCAUCCUUCCAGUGAUGGCUUCAACACCACUUGCUAUGUUCUGUGGCUACAGUGAGUAUGUGGGCUCCUUCAGGUAAUUCUGUCACACAGCUGCUGGUUUUUUUUGUUCUCCAUUCCUGAGACUCUGUGUCAUUUUGUAGGAGACACUUAGGAUAGCUGGUCCUUUAUUAACAUUGAGGUGGGCCCCUGAGAAAUUUAUUUUGAAAAAUCUGAGUAUCAUCAUCAACUUGGUUAUCUGCUAAGCAGCCACAGAUGCUGGGAAAGUGAUAAUUAAAAAUGUGAGAACAAGGGCUGGCCAGAUAGCCCAGAAGACUGAAGUGCCUGCUUAGGCAGAGUACAGUGGCCAGAGUUCAAUCCCC